AUGGCUUCAAAGAUGUUGAUCGCUGCACUUUGCAUGGUUGCGCUGCUGAGUGCAAACGACGUGUUUGCGAUGAACGUGAAGUGCCAUGGCAAGCCCUACAAGUAUACCUGCCCUGGGAAGCAUGCCUGUCCGAGCCAGUGUGCGCGUACCUGCGUCAUGGACUGCAAAGCUUGCAAGCCUGUUUGCACGUGCAAUAAGCCCGGAGGCGUAUGCCAGGAUCCUCGAUUCAUAGGAGGAGAUGGCAUCAUGUUCUAUUUCCAUGGUAAGAAAGACCAGAACUUCUGUUUGGUGUCGGACUCAGAGCUUCACAUCAAUGCUCACUUCAUCGGCAAGAGAGGUGAGGGAAUGGGAAGAGACUUCACGUGGGUGCAGUCCAUUGGAGUGCUCUUCGGCGGCAACCACCAGCUGUUCCUGGGAGCCAAAAAGAAUUUCUACAAACUGGCCAUUGCCUUGGACGGCAAAACGAUCCAACUUCCUAACCAGGAGGGUGCCACGCUUUCCCUCUCUUCCUCCAAUCUGACAAUCGUUCGAUCCGACACCACUAAUGCCGUCACAGUUGAAGUGGAGAACAAGUUUAUGAUUACAGCCCGCGUUGUGCCCAUCACUCCCGAGGAGUCUCGAAUCCAUAACUACGGGAUCACCUCCGAGUCCGGCGACUGCUUUGCCCAUCUGGAGCUGAGCUUCAAGUUCUACUCUCUCAGCCCCGAUGUGACUGGUGUGCUUGGACAGACAUACGCAGCAGAGUACAGGAGCCCCAUUAAGUUGGGUGUGGCCAUGCCCGUGGUGGGAGGUGAAGCCAACUAUGUGACGAGCAAUGUCUUUGCCACUGAUUGCAAAGUUGCCCGAUUCGGUUCGCGCAACAUCAACAUCAAUGACAACGAUUUCUCCGUCCUGGGUCUCAACUGUGCAGGGAGACCCGGUGGGCGAGGCAUGGUUUGCCGGAGAUAGAUAGAUUUGCACGUGGAGUUAGUUUCGUUUAUAUAUUAUGGGCACUGACCACUCUGGCCGCUAAAUAAAAUUGUCAAUAAGACCUUCAGUUUUAAUUAAUCUGAUAUCUAUCAAGCAUCAUUCAAUUAGUACUUUCACAUCGUACUGGCAUCGGGUACUUUUAUGGGGUAGUGAACGUGUGACCGUGUGAACGUGAACCUAGGGGCUGGAACUUGUAAUCAGGUGCUCUGGGAAGUACCCAGGCUAGUUAUCAACAAUAGAGUUGAAAUUGAUUAUGGAUUGAGUCACGGGACAUUUCUUAUAAUCAAUAAAGCUAUGUAUUUGCCUUAA
Messenger RNA from Cryptomeria japonica (Japanese cedar), 1278 nucleotides. RefSeq lists its product as uncharacterized. The record is from RefSeq and is a predicted model, not a curated record. The transcript has 3 exons. Bases 1 to 948 code for a protein of 315 amino acids. NCBI's taxonomy places the organism in Eukaryota, Viridiplantae, Streptophyta, Pinopsida, Cupressales, Cupressaceae.